Coregonus clupeaformis (lake whitefish) is the source of this 2613-nucleotide messenger RNA. RefSeq names its product pyruvate dehydrogenase kinase, isozyme 1 (gene pdk1). Gene Ontology annotation, biological process: regulation of glucose metabolic process; protein phosphorylation. The record is from RefSeq and is a predicted model, not a curated record. Gene Ontology annotation, molecular function: pyruvate dehydrogenase (acetyl-transferring) kinase activity. Bases 582 to 1808 code for a protein of 408 amino acids. NCBI's taxonomy places the organism in Eukaryota, Metazoa, Chordata, Actinopteri, Salmoniformes, Salmonidae. Gene Ontology annotation, cellular component: mitochondrion. The transcript has 11 exons.
CACCUUUUCGGGUUGUAGUCCGCCAUAAAACCCACAGAAGAAGUGUUUGUUUUGACUGCUAGCAUACUGCUGGAAAGUUAGCUAGCGCAAGAAAACGAAUGCAUGAUUCUUGAAGCGAUAUAUGGUUUGAAUUUAGAUAGUAUAAUAAGAUAAACUAAUACGUAUGAUUUUUGUUUAAGAUAAUGUAAGUAGCCCCCUUUCUAGGAACGCGUACGUUAGCUAGCUAGUAGGAACUGCUAUGUACAGUUCCAGUCAACUUGAAUGCAUGACCUGCUGAGUACUAACGUUAGCUAACUAGAUAAAUAAGAUGGCAAACUCCACUAAGGUGUUAUAGUUUAUUGUAAACUGUAAACAUUACCUAGCCUAUUCGUUUACUUGUGGACCGUGAUGGCUGCAAACAAACUUCAUAAACGCUAACUAGCUAGCUGAUAAAAGCUAGCUAGUAACGUAGCUAGCUUAGCUACAUAUCUCGCUGCGUUGAUCAGAUGUCAACUAUGCCAUGGACAGUAAGCUGUUCAACACCGUCAACUGAAUCAUUUCUAUCCACGUCCGUUUAUCAACUGUGAGCUAAGUCGAUCAAAAUGAGGAUCCUAAGGGCCUUGAUGAGUAACGCCGCCUCCAUGGGGAAGCAUAUUGAUUACUACUCCAGAUUCUCCCCUUCACCCCUCUCGAUGAAACAGUUCUUGGACUUCGGGUCUGGUGAAAAUGCAUGCGAGAAAACAUCGUUUACAUUCCUCAGACAGGAGCUACCUGUGAGGUUGGCAAAUAUAAUGAAGGAGAUCAACUUGUUACCUGAUAAUCUGCUAAAGACUCCAUCAGUCCGGUUGGUCCAGAGCUGGUACAUGCAAAGUCUUAAAGACAUCAUUGAGUUCAAGGAGAAAGAUGCUGAUGAUGAGAAAGUAACAUAUGAUUUCACUGAUGCUGUUAUAAAGAUCCGAAACCGUCACAAUGACGUCAUCCCGACCAUGGCCCAGGGGGUUGUGGAGUACAAGGAGACCUAUGGCACAGACCCCAUCGUCAGCCAGAAUGUUCAGUAUUUCCUGGAUCGCUUCUACAUGAGCAGAAUAUCCAUCAGGAUGCUGCUUAACCAGCACACCCUGCUCUUUGGCGGGAAAGUGAGGGUAAACCCAGCUCAUCCUAAACAGAUUGGCAGUAUUGAUCCGCACUGCAGUGUUACUGAGGUAGUCAGGGAUGCGUAUGAAAAUGCAAGAAACCUUUGUGAUCGGUAUUACAUGAACUCUCCCGAGUUGGUACUGGAAGAAUUCAAUGUGAAAGAUGAUGGAAAGCCUCUGACUGUAGUGUAUGUGCCAUCCCAUCUCUACCACAUGGUAUUUGAACUUUUCAAGAAUGCCAUGAGGGCCACCAUGGAGUUAUAUGGCGAUUCUAUGGACUAUCCUCCUGUACAUGCCCAGGUUGCCCUGGGGAGUGAAGACUUGACAGUUAAGGUGAGCGAUCGUGGAGGAGGGGUCCCUCUGAGGAAGAUCGAGAGGUUGUUCACCUACACAUACUCCACCGCCCCCCCACCCAGCAUGGACGGCCAACGCAGCCCUCUGGCUGGCUAUGGGUACGGCCUGCCUAUCUCUCGAUUAUAUGCCAGAUACUUCCAAGGUGAUUUGAAGCUGUACUCUCUGGAGGGCUAUGGCACCGAUGCUGUGAUAUAUAUCCGGGCAUUGUCCACGGAGUCCAUCGAGAGGCUUCCUGUCUACAACAAGUCAGCCUGGAAGCACUACAAGACCAUGCACGAGGCAGACGACUGGUGUGUUCCAAGCAAGGAGCCCAAGGACAUGACAACAUUCCGUAGUUUUUAGGCCUAGAUGCCUCCUGGUUAGACUAUUGUCAUUUGCUAGAUGAUUUACUGUACAUUCAUUGUUUUGGUUGUAGUUGCUGAAUGAAUUGCUUUGUGUGAGUGAUGCUAUAGCUGCUCCACUUUGGGAAGCAAUAGGUCAAAAACCUUUGCACUUUUACUGGUUGCAUGUAUACGUAACUAACAAAAAUGACAGAGCAUAGUUCUAGUGCAAUACAUUUAAUGUGAACAAUAGAUUUUGGUGUUUUGAUCAAUAGAGUUCCUUGACAGUCAUAUAUGCAAUGGUUUAAAGAAGUGAGUAUUUAUCAUCACUAAAUUGUAUAAACCCAUUCUGGAAGUGUUGCUUUGUCAAAACUGCCAUGUUUAUACCAUGUGUAUUAUGUGAAAGGAUUGCUUGGUUUCUAGCAUUUUGCUGAAAGGGAAAAAGAGUGAAUGUUGCUUGUUAUUUUUACUGAGUGUUCUCCACGGGCUGAAGAUGUUUGUUACAAAGUUGUGCAGCUACGAGGUCUUUUUCCAUGUCCUUCGCUAUCGUUGAAGGAAUGUUAUUAUCUUGACAGUAUAGAUGGAGUACAUAUUUUCUCUGUCCUACAGCUAUACAUGACGGAAGAGAAAUACAGAUAAAACUUGUUCUCACCAUUGAGAUACGUUUGAGGUGCAGUGUGGUUUCAUUGACUCAACCUUUCAAGAGAUAUGUGUUAUUUCUGUCAAGUGUUGUUGACCUUAUUAAAGUGUACGUUAGUGGAACAUCCAUCUCAUGAAUGCGGAAACCAUUAGACCUCCCAAUUAAAGCACAAAAUACACCCACAACG